Molecule: messenger RNA, 1099 nt
Organism: Nipponia nippon (crested ibis)
Lineage: Eukaryota; Metazoa; Chordata; Aves; Pelecaniformes; Threskiornithidae
Source: RefSeq, a predicted model, not a curated record
AUGGCCAAUGUGCUCUGUAACAGAGCAAGAUUGGUCACCUACCUACCAGGGUUUUAUUCCUUAGUCAAAAGAGUUGUAAAUCCCAAGGCUUUUUCUACAGCAGGUUCCUCUGGCUCAGAUGAGCCUCAUGUUGCUGCUACACCUCCUGAUUUAUGUCCGAGAACUGUAUGGCCAGAUGAAGUGAUGGGUCCAUUUGGUCCUCAGGACCAGAGAUUCCAGUUGCCUGGUAACAUUGGUUUUGACUGUCACCUAAAUGGCACUGCUUCUCAGCAGAAAGGCCAGGUUUCGAAAAGUCUGCCUGAUAUAUUAGCAGAGCCUUCAGCAAGCGAAAGGCAUGAAUUUGUAAUGGCACAAUACAUAAAUGAAUUUCAGGGUGCUGAUGUUCCACAGAAACAGCAAAUAAAUAACGCCGAAACUUACUUUGAAAAUGCAAAGGUAGAAUGUGCGGUACAAGCUUGUCCUGAACUGUUACGAAGAGACUUUGAGUCAAUGUUCCCAGAAGUGAAUGCCAACCGUUUAACGGUAUUAACUGUCACCCAGAAGACUAAAAAUGAUAUGACUGUAUGGAGUCAAGAAGUGGAGGAUGAGAGAGAAAUGCUGUUGGAAAAUUUCAUUAACGGUGCCAAGGAAAUUUGCUAUGCACUUUGUUCUGAAGGCUAUUGGGCUGACUUCAUUGAUCCAUCCUCAGGACUGGCAUUCUUCGGACCUUACACAAACAACACUCUGUUCGAAACAGAUGAACGCUACCGCCACUUGGGAUUUUCUGUUGAUGAUCUUGGCUGCUGCAAGGUUAUUCGUCAUAACAUCUGGGGUACUCAUGUGGUUGUAGGAAGUAUUUUCACUAAUGCUGAACCUGACAGCCCGAUCAUGAGAAAACUAAGUGGAAACUAGCAGUCAUCAGGGUUUCACAAGUUCUUAUGACCUUUGCGUUCUUUUACUUGAUGAUUCUCUCUAAGCAUUGUCAGGAAAUGCCACACUUUAAAGUAUUCUUAGAUAAUAAAGUAGCUGUUAUUUAUUUUAGUCUUUGUGAAUAUGUGUUCACCGCAUGUGACUUGGAAUAUUAAUUGGCAACAUUCAAACGGAUACCUUUAUGUGCCAC